AUGGAGGCUCCUGCCAACCCCCGGAAGAAGAUGGUGAAGCAACUGACCGGGAAACGGGAAGACACAGCGCUGCAUUCUGCGGCUAGAGCAGGGCAGAUUGUGGCUAUUAGGAGCAUCAUCGAUGGUACUGAGGGAGAGGAAGAGCUUAGUGCUUUGCUGUCGAAGCAGAACUCAGCUGGUGAGACGCCGUUGUUCGUUGCUGCUGAGUAUGGCUACUUGGAGGUGGUGCGGGAGAUAAUCAGCCACUACUCUUUAGCCGAUGCAGGAAUCAAAGCCAAGAAUGGAUUUGAUGCCCUCCACAUUGCUGCCAAGCAAGGCGAUUUGGGAGUGGUGAAGGUGUUGAUGGAGUCGCAUCCGGAGCUAUCUAUGAUGGUUGAUUCAUCGAACACGACAGCUCUGCAUACAGCGGCGACGCAAGGGCACAUGGAAAUAGUGGAGUACUUGUUGGGGUGGGAGAGAAAUCUGGCUACUAUAGCCAAAAGAAAUGGCAAAACAGCACUCCAUUCUGCAGCAAGAAACGGACAUUUAGGCGUUGUCGACGUCCUUCUGGAGAAGGAGCCCUGGAUCACUACACGAACCGAUAACAAGGGCCAGACCGCACUCCACAUGGCCGUUAAAGGCCACAAUACUCAUGUGGUUGAAAAGCUUAUCACGGUCGAUCCCUCCACCAUCAAUAUGCUCGACACUAAAGGAAACACUGCUUUGCACAUCGCCACUCGCAAAGGCAGAGCUCAGAUUGUGAAAAUGCUGCUCGACCGGAAAGAAACAGACACGAAGCUAGUCAACAAGACUAACGAAACAGCCAUGGACACUGCAGAGAAGCUCGGGCAGGGAGAGGCAGGGGCCAUCCUGCAGAAGUACGGCGUGGUGAGCGUGAAGAAAAUCAAGCCCGACCCAGCAAGGCGGGCGCGCGAGCUCAAGCAGACGGUGAGCGACAUCAAGCACGAGGUCCACGGCCAGCUGGAGCACACGCGCCAGACGAGGAGGCGAGUGCAGGGGAUCGCGAAGCGGCUCGACAAGAUGCACGCGGAAGGGCUGAACAAUGCCAUCAACUCGACCACGGUGGUGGCGGUGCUCAUUGCCACGGUGGCGUUCGCGGCCAUCUUCACUGUCCUGGGGCAGUACACGGACGACCCGCGGGACCUGGCCCCGGGGGUGUCUCUCGGUGAGGCAAACGUAGCGCCGCAGCUGCCGUUCCUCGUCUUCUUCCUGUUCGACUCGUUUGCGCUCUUCAAAUCGCUGGCGGUGGUGGUGGUGCAGACGUCGGUGGUGGUGAUCGAGUGCAAGGCAAAGAAGCAGAUGAUGGCGAUCAUCAACAAGCUCAUGUGGCUGGCGUGCGUGCUCAUCUCGGUGGCGUAUAUGGCGCUGGCGUUUAUAGUGGUGGGGAGGAAGGAGCGGUGGCUGGCUAUUGGGGUGGCGGUGAUCGGAACCACAAUACUGGCGACGACGUUAGGCACCAUGUGUUAUUGGGUGGUUGUGCAUCGGAUUGAGGCGAAGAACAAGAGGAGUUUGAGAAGGAAAAGCUCUCGAGGCACCAGAUCCCGGUCGAUAUCGGCGCUGUCUGAUUCUGAUGUUGAUUUCAAGAAAAUGUAUGCAAUUUGA
Molecule: messenger RNA, 1602 nt
Organism: Salvia splendens (bonfire salvia)
Lineage: Eukaryota; Viridiplantae; Streptophyta; Magnoliopsida; Lamiales; Lamiaceae
Product: ankyrin repeat-containing protein At5g02620
Exons: 4
Coding region: 1-1602 (533 amino acids)
Cellular component (GO): plasma membrane
Molecular function (GO): protein binding
Source: RefSeq, a predicted model, not a curated record